This is a messenger RNA of Sardina pilchardus (European sardine), 4069 nucleotides long. It is a transcript of the gene birc2, whose product is annotated as baculoviral IAP repeat containing 2. NCBI's taxonomy places the organism in Eukaryota, Metazoa, Chordata, Actinopteri, Clupeiformes, Clupeidae. Gene Ontology annotation, molecular function: cysteine-type endopeptidase inhibitor activity involved in apoptotic process; ubiquitin protein ligase activity. The transcript is spliced from 9 exons. Gene Ontology annotation, biological process: regulation of cell cycle; positive regulation of protein ubiquitination; negative regulation of apoptotic process. The record is from RefSeq and is a predicted model, not a curated record. The coding region runs from base 921 to 2813 and encodes 630 amino acids. Gene Ontology annotation, cellular component: nucleus; cytoplasm.
AUAACGUUGGAAAUCCUCUGUAUCAGGUCGACAAAAAAAAGUAAGUGCUAUGUCUAGACCGGUCUAGACCUGCCAGUUUGGCAUAGUCUUGUUAUAUGAGUCGCCUAGCGCUGACCAGUCAAACUGGUUUUUCUCCGUAUCGACAGGAAUACAAGGUUGGACUGGCUUUGGUUGAAACAUCUUCAACAUCUCAUAAACAUAUAACUUGUAUUAUUUUAUUUAAUAAUUGAUAAUAAUUUCCAGAAUGGACACUUAAACACCAAAAUAAGGGAUGCCCAUCAAGGAGAGAGGCUUGAAUUAACACCACCACAUUCACCUAUAUUUAAUUUUUUGACACAUAUAGUUUUGCAUUUCAGAUAUUUGGCCCAAGCAACAUAAUGUUUUUAAUGGAGAACAUACAAGGGAAGGGCUCAUGUUACAUUCCACAUGACCCUGACUGAUGUCCCAACCACACUGAUAGGAUCGUUUUCAUUUUUUAAGUUUUGCCAUAGUGAGUUUGCAUUUUUGUUGGAAUGUGUGAAUCUGCUGAAGGCAUGUGAUCUUGGAGUGCAGUUCCUGCCGAGUGCUCAGUGUGUGUCAUCUGACUGCCAUGGGGUCCAGUAGAGCAAUAGAGCAUGUCCUCAGUAGGGCCUGAGCAUGGAGUGAUUCGUAUUGAAAUGGAAGGGCAAGAGGUUUGAUUUCCUGGCCCUCAACUGUGAAGUGAUUAAGCAGUGUAUUGCAGUUCCUACUCCUAAAUGAGAUCUGAGGGUUACCCCUUGUCCGCAAACUUUUUGGAUGGCACCAGAGUAGAAAGACUGCAUGGAAAGAUGUGAGUGUGUGUGUGUGUGACACCAUCUGUUUAGCUGUUUAUCUUUUAUCAUUUCAGCUAAUUAAUUCAAGCCUCUCUCCUUAAAUGGGCAUCCCUAUUUUAUUGUCCUUAAAUGGAAAUUUUACAAAACAGUCCUUUUCUAAUGGGGUUGUGUCGUAACAGUGCCCCCACAGACUUGCAGUACGACAACUCCUCAGAGUUGUUCCGCAUAUCGACAUUUGCCAAAUUUCCCUCCACGUCUGCCGUAACCGAAAGAAGCCUUGCGCGCGCCGGCUUCUAUUACACCGGCGUUGGGGACCGGGUCCAGUGCUUCCGCUGCAAAGUGACCGCAGACAACUGGCAGCCGGGUGAUUGUCCCGCCGAACGGCACAAACAGCUGUCUCCAAGCUGCUCGUUCAUUCAGACCUUGCCCUCCACUGCAAACCUCCUGUCGUCCUCCCACUCCGCGUUCUCCCCACUCCGCAAUGCCACUCAGAUGCCCGCACCAGUGCCCAUGGCAGGGGCCGCGUCAGCGUCUGCGGCGGCAACGUCUUCUGGUCAAUCAGAGGAGCAGGUGGGCUACCUCAACAUGGGCUUCAGUAACCUGGCCCCGUCGAGCCCCCUGACGUCGCGCGGCGUGGAGGACAUGUCCCACCAGCGGCCGCAGACCUGCCACAACCCCAGCAUGCGCCGGGAGCAGGACCGGCUGGAGUCCUUCCAGAGCUGGACCCUGACCACCAUCACGCCGGCCGAAUUGGCCAAGGCCGGCUUCUACUUCCUGGGUCAGGGGGACCGCGUGGCCUGCUUCACCUGCGGAGGUCAGCUGAGCAACUGGGAGCCCGGCGACCGGGCGGUGUCCGAACACCAGAGGCAUUAUCCCAACUGCCGAUUUGUCAGAGGGGACAGAACGGAAAACGUGUCCCUGGCCGAAAGCGGCGUCUUGACCAACGUGUCCAACUCUGCCAUGCAGCAGUGUGACGAGAGGCUUCUCACGUUCGUGAACUGGCCCUCCAGGAUACCGGUUCGCCCAGACCAACUGGCCAAGGCCGGAUUUUAUUAUGUUGGCCGCAAUGAUGAUGUGAAGUGCUUUUGCUGUGAUGGAGGAUUAAGAUGCUGGGAAUCUGGCGACGACCCAUGGGUAGAACAUGCUAAGUGGUUCCCAAGGUGUGAAUAUCUUUUGCAAGAGAAGGGACAAGAAUUUGUCCAUCAAAUUCAAGCCAGAUUCCCAAGACUCUUUGAGCAGCUGUUGACAAAUGGUGACAGUCACUCUCGCGAGAUUGUUGAUCCACCAGUUGUGCAUCUCGGCCCUGGAGAGGAACGUUCAGAAGAUGCUGUUAUGAUGAACACACCUGUUGUGAAGUCUGCCCUAGAAAUGGGAUUUGAACGCAACUUGGUCAAGCAGACUGUUCAAAGCAAGAUCCUCACCAGUGGGGAAAACUACAAGACUGUGCAGGAGCUUGUGUCUGAUCUCCUUAGUGCAGAAGAUGAAAAGAGGGAAGAGGAGAAAGAGCUUUUCGCCGAGGAGAUGGCAUCAGAUGGCUUUACCUUUCUGAAAAAGCACCAUACAGCCCUGACACAGAGAUUAAAGAGUGUGCAAAGUUUAAUGGAUCAUUUACUGGAAGAAAAAGUGAUUUCCCAGGAGGAGUAUGACGCCAUUCGCAACUGCACGUCAGUCAAAAGGCAAACGGCCCAACUCAUCGACUUGGUUCUGUCAAAGGGGAACGCCGCAGCUGAAGUCUUCAGAAAUUGGAUCAAAAAGAAUGACGUUUACCUCUUGAGAGAAUUAAUGGCCCAGUCAAAUGAAGCUGCAUCACCGAGUCAAGAUCUUUCAGAUCUACCAAUGGAGGAGCAGCUGCGGCGUCUUCAGGAGGAGCGCACGUGUAAAGUGUGCAUGGACAAGGAGGUCAACAUCGUCUUCAUUCCGUGCGGACACCUGGUGGUGUGUAAGGAGUGCGCUCCCUCACUGCGCAAGUGCCCCAUCUGCAGAGGCGUGGUGAAGGGCACCGUUCGUACCUUCCUCUCCUAAAUACACAACAGAUGUCUUUGGAAAACCUUUCAUAAAAAUAAAUUGUGAGAAAUUAAGAAAUUGUGCUGCGUAUAUUCACCCAGCAGCAAGCUUGCACUUUGGAGGGUUACAGAUGAUUAAUCAGUUCAUAUGAUUAUCACUUGAUUAGUUUUCUCUUCAUUUAAUAAAAUAUGAAUUGCUGAAGUGUUUCAGUUAUGUUUUCAAAUGAGUGUUGCCGUUUUAUAUGCAUAUUUUAGCCCAGUAGUGUAAGGGUAUUUCUUUAUUAUUAUAUUACUGGUAGUACAGUAUUUUAUACUCACAGCUGUCCAACAUAUUAAGUCAUUACCCUCCUAUUAACAAUCUUAUCAACAGUCUUUGCAACAGCAGUAGUCAAGUUUGUUCAGCUGAGUGACUAUAAUAUCUAAAAAUAGCUUUCCAGUUUAAAGCAGAGCAAGAAGACUCCUAGGCUAGGUACUGUACCUGUCGAUUGUACUAUUGCUAUAGCUAUGCUACAUAAAGAAAACUUAAUUGCUGAGUGAUUAUGUCAGACAAAUCAAGUGCAUCAAAAAUAUCCAAUGAACUGCCAUUUAUGUACAUUACUUUCUCACAUAUAAGUUCUCACAUAUUCCCCAUCCAAGAGGAAGGUUGCUGUUGGGUGAAACAUAACACUGUACUAUGGUAUUUGAUCAGAACCACUACACAAGUUAAUGGAAGACAUUGUACUAUUACGUUGAUAACAAACAAUUCUCAGGGUGCUUGCAAAAAAGGUCUGGAAAAGCUAAUGGCAAAUUACUGCUUUCCAGACCUGGAAAAGUAUGGAUAUGGAGUUUAGGUGAAUGUCUGGAUGUUUUGCACAUACAUUAAUAUAGAUAAGUAAGGUGACUGUGCACAAAACAUAUCAAAGGCCAACAUUUUCUAUUUGGAGAAAAGGGCAAGCACCCAAUUCCCCCGUUGAAUGUGGGAUGUAUAUUGUCUGUUGGAAUGAAGCAACAGCACAAACCAAAACUUCGAAUCAGAACUUUUAAUAGUGUGAUACAUUUUUAAGUCUUCUUACAAGCUGGGUAGGAAAUAGUGUUGAAUGUGUACAACUAUACAUAUUGGAGUUCCCUGAGACAAACACAGAUAUACUGUACAUACAUACAGCAAAUGUACAUUUAAUUACAAUACAUUCAAUUACAUUCAUUAAAAUUCAUUACUGCUUCUGACCCAAUAAAGGAAAUCUCAUGUACAGGCCAACUGUGAAGAGGCUAAAAAUCAAUAAAUACAGAAGGUCAAAA